Molecule: messenger RNA, 1477 nt
Organism: Mytilus trossulus (common blue mussel)
Lineage: Eukaryota; Metazoa; Mollusca; Bivalvia; Mytilida; Mytilidae
Exons: 2
Coding region: 7-1203 (398 amino acids)
Molecular function (GO): zinc ion binding
Source: RefSeq, a predicted model, not a curated record
AGGAAAAUGGCUGGAAAACAAAUAAUUAGGAAUGUCAUUAAACGACAUAAAUGCCAACCAUGCGCAGACCAGAAGAAAAAGAUAGUGGCGACAGCUUGGUGUACAGAAUGCCAGGUGGGUUUGUGUAGUAACUGUCAUAAACACCAUGAUUCACUGAAACUAACGCGGUAUCACCACGUCAUCAGCAUGAGAGCAUUCCAAGCAAAGAUAACUACUGGACAAUUAACACAAAAGAUGGAGAAAAUGCAAAUCAAGGAACAUCAGCAGAAACAGAAAAUUAAAAAAAAUAACACACAACCAGAAGAUUCAACAACAGGAGAAACUCUUACUGAAUCCGAUCCAAUUGAUUUUAUUUCCGAUGAUAUCGAUAUGAAAGCCAAGAUGGAUUCGGUAAAAUUUAAGUAUUUUCGUACAAUUGAAAUUCUCAAGGGUGACAAAACAUCUGUUAUCAAAGAUUUAAAAGUUCUCAGCAAUGAACACGUUGUCAUGAUAGAUGGCAACAAUAACCGGAUACUGAGUUCUGAAAUCGAUGGCAUAAAACAAAACGAAUUUAGACUUCCAGGCAAACCAUAUUGUCUGGCAAUUGCUCCCGAUGACACAGCUGCAGUCUCUCUAUAUGAUAAUGGAAAAGUUAUAAUGGUUGAUAUUUUCAAGCGACAAAUCUUCCGAGAAAUUGUUAUCACUUGUUUUGGUUUAGUGUUUACUCCAGAGCACCUUAUUCUUAAUUGCGGGAAAACAGGAAUUAAGGCUAUGGAUAUGAAUGGCGACGUGUUUGCAGUUAUACCAGAAGUUCGUGGUGACGGUUGUCUUUACAUUGGCCACGACGGUAAUGUAUAUUGUAAUUCAUGCGGAUCCAAUCAGAUUAUAAGUUGUAACAUACGCAGACGUUUAGUCAAAACUUUUACGACAUUAAGUAUUGAACACCCAUUAGGAACAACAGUCGACGACGAAGGAUUUGUUUACGAAGUUGGCGUUCAGUCUCCUAGCUCCAGUAUUAUAAGUCACGAAGGAAGCAAAGCUUCAGAGAGUAUCCAUAUGAUCAGUCCGACCGGAAGACAUCACCGAUUGGUGCUCACAAAACAAGAUGGUGUCAAUAAUCCGUACGCCGUUUUUUACGAUAGUGAGAGAAAAAACUUACUCGUUGCAAACAAUUUUGGAGAAUCAGUUGUGAUAUAUAGAAAAGAAGAUGAGUUUCACAAAUGAAGCAGUAAUCAUCUAUACCUGCUAUCGCUGCAAUUUUCACCAUAAUCAUCUUUAUAAAUUUUAUUGCUUUGAAUUUCAGAAGCCUACUGACAUGGUUUAUUGCGAAAUAUAAAGUUUAUGAUAACCGUUUUAUCGUUUUGAAAUCCUUCUGAACAUAUUUUGAUUUGAAGCAGAUUUUCGUAGUGUAUUAUUUAAAAAAAAAAUACAAAUUCGAGAGAUGAAAACAAAAAAUUAUCAUUUCAUAUUUCAAAAUCGUUUAGGGUUAUGAGUUUUA